GUCUUUGCUAAGACCCUUUCCGAUAGUCGCUGCUCCCCGCUAGACGGUGACAUCAGCCAGGACACCCAGCUGCUGGCAGGGAACUGCGGGCGGGAGGAGGCUCCGCCGGCUCCGCGUCCAUCAGCGCAGCGCUGCGCGGGGGGAGCAGCCGGUGUCCGUGCGGGGUCACUGCUGGAUGGGACCAAACCUUACAAAGCCACUUGCUGCUCCUUGCCAGCCGGCUGUAAAAGCACCCAGAGAGCCCAGGAGAGCUGGAUGAACCCUGAGCGCCAGCCACCACGGCUUGCUCGGCUUUUCCCCGUGGAGGAGUUAAUGGUUUAAGUGAGGGGCGCCUGGAUCUGGUCCCUGAGUCACCAUGACUCUCCUGGGGUCUGAGCACUCCUUGCUGAUCCGGAGCAAGUUCAGAUCAGUUUUACAGCUACGGCUCCAGCAGAGAAGGACCCGGGAGCAGCUGGCAGACCAAGGCAUCAUGCCACCACUGAAAAGCCCAUCUGCAUUCCAUGAACAGCGAAAAAGUCUGGAGCGAGCCAAGACUGAAGAUUAUCUCAAGCACAAGAUCAGAAGCAGGCCUGAGCGGUCAGACCUGGUCAAUAUGCACAUUCUGCAAGACUCAGCUGCAGAGGGGUCCAUUCAGUCUACCCAAAUGAAGCUGAAAAGAGCCCGACUGGCCGAUGACCUCAACGAAAAGAUCGCGCUCAGGCCGGGUCCUUUGGAGCUGGUGGAGAAGAAUAUUAUUCCCGUGGACUCGGCUGUGAAAGAGGCCAUAAAAGGCACCCAGGGCGGCUUUCCCCGGCAGAGCGACGCCUUCGCCUUCGAGGAGGACAGCAGCAACGACGGGCUGUCCCCGGAGCGGCCCCGCAGCCGCGGCUCCCCGGGCCCCGCCGAGCCGCCCCCCGCCUCCAAAGCACCGGAGCCGCCCCCCGCCGGCCCUGCCGGGGCUCCCCAGGAUCGGCCCCCCAGUGCCGAUGGGCAGGCUGCGGAUGCUGCCCCGGGGCAGGGCCGGCAGUGCGAGAGCCCCAAGCCGGCAGCGGGGCAGGAGAGCCCCACGCUGCCCCUGCCCUCUGCCGUGAAGUCCAAACCAUCCAGUGACAGCAAGAACCGUCACAAAAAGCCCAAAGACACCAAGCCCAAAGUGAAGAAGCUCAAGUACCACCAGUACAUCCCCCCAGACCAGAAAGCAGAGAAGUCCCCUCCACCCAUGGAUUCUGCAUAUGCCAGACUGCUCCAGCAGCAGCAGCUCUUCCUGCAGCUCCAGAUCCUCAGCCAGCAGCAGCAGCAGCAGCAGCAGCAGCACUUCAGCUAUCCUGGGAUGCACCAAGGACAGCUGAAGCAAUCAAAUGAGCAAAUGGUCAAAAGUUCAAAUUCUUCAUCAACUUCUGGCAACAACACCCCUCUUUCUCCAGUGAAAACCACCUUUUCAGGCCAGACUUGUGUCUCAUCUAUCAAGCCAGGCCCUCUGCCAUCCAACCUGGAUGAUCUCAAAGUGUCGGAGCUGAGGCAGCAGCUCCGAAUCCGAGGCCUGCCCGUGUCGGGAACCAAAACGGCGCUGAUGGAGCGGCUGCGGCCCUUCCAGGAGUGCGGCAGCAGCACGGGGCCCGGCUUCAGCGAGAUCACCACCGUCACCUUCCCAGUCACUCCAACCAGCACCCUGCCCACCUACCAGUCCCAGUCCUCCAGCAGCAUGCUAUCCAACGGCUUCUAUCACUUCGGCAGCACCAGCUCCACCCCGCCCAUCUCACCCGCCUCCUCCGAGCUCUCUGUCAGCGGCUCCUUGCCGGACACCUUCAACGACGGGCCCAUGGCUUCUCCACAGUUCGGCCUGCAGCCAUCACCGGCUCACGGCAGCGCUGAGGAAAGCCUCAUGAGCAGCAUGAACGGAGGGAGCAUCCAGCUGGAACUGGAAGGAAUAGACACGGAGAAAGACAAGAUGCUGGUGGAGAAGCAGAAGGUCAUCAAUGAACUGACGUGGAAGCUGCAGCAGGAGCAGAGGCAGGUGGAAGAGCUGCGGAUGCAGCUCCAGAAGCGAAAGAGAAGCAAUGGCCUUGAGGAGAAGCAGCAGCAUUUCUUUGGUGUCCCCAUCAAGCAAGAAAACGCCGUGUCCAGCUGUCCGUUUGCAUCCAAACAAAUGGCGCUGAAAGGCCAGGCGGGCAGCUCGGAUAAGCUGAGUAACUGUGGGGUACCACAGGUGCCCCACAUCGUAAACAGCCACUGCCUGGAGCCCGCAGGGCAGAGCACCAUCGCCUCCUCGACAUUCCUGAGCCCGCAGUGCUCCCCGCAGCACUCUCCCCUGGGCGCUGCAAAGAGCCCCCAGCACAUCAGCCUGCCACCGUCCCCCAACAGCCACUACCUGCUGUCCCCCGAGGCCCGCAGCGGGUCCCCCCCGGCCGGCAGCUGCCUGCGCCCGGCCCCGCAGAUGACACGAAGUCAGCAGAUGGACGAGCUCCUGGACGUGCUGAUUGAGAGUGGAGAAAUCCCAGCCAAUGCCAAGGAAGAUCGGUCCUGCCUGCAGAAGGUCCCUCAGAUCAUGGUGUCUCCAGGGAGCUCGGGCUCCGUGCCCAAGGGCUCUGCCCCGUUCGAGCCGGGCUCCUCGGCCCCGCUGCCCUUCGAGCACUGCCCGGGCAGCAGCGACGCCCACCUGGAGGUGCUGCUCAAUGCCCACAGCCCCCUGGGCAGGGUGGGCGAGAUGGCCCUGCUGAAGAUGGGGGGUGAGGAGCCCCACUUCGAAGGGAUGAUGGAGGGGUUCUCCGGCAAAGCCGCCGAUGAACUGCUCAACUCCCAGGAGAUUUUACAGACUCCCCUGUCGCCCAUGGACACCCAGCUGUCCCCUUCCCCUGCCGAAGGCUCCGCUUUACAAAUGAGUUUCACCGAGUCUCCGUGGGAAACGAUGGAGUGGCUGGACCUCACCCCCCCCAGCUCGGCCAGCGGCUUCAGCUCGCUCACCCCCGCGGGCCCCAGCAUCUUCAACAUCGAUUUCCUGGAUGUUGCCGACCUCAACCUGAACACCAGCAUGGACCUGCACCUGCAGCAGUGGUGAAGGGACUGCUGGGGCAGGGUGCUGUGAGCCUGCAGCAGGCAGCACAGUGCUCCUGUCCUGCCACAGAACGUGCAGGGCUAACGUGCCUUAUCCAGGGCAAACUGGAGUCAUUUUCCCAGCAUAUAAACUUGUUUGAAUUUCCAGUCACUGAAAACUGACAGCACAACUCUGGUACUUCGUUUUUCCUCCGUUGACACAACCCCACAGAAGACACCGGUGCCUGAAGCAACACUUCCUUUGAUUGACAAGAACUUCCAUUUUCUUCCUCUAAUCUUCCAUCCCCCCCUCCCAGUUUUAGCAGUCACUCUUGUGAGAACUGGAGCAGCUCAUGGCAAGACUGUGUGGUGAGGUGACCUCACCUGGGUGGCAACAGGAAAUCAUGGAGAGGGAAGCCCACUGUUGCUCUCCUCUCCUCUCCUCUCCUCUCCUCUCCUCUCCUCUC
This is a messenger RNA of Taeniopygia guttata (zebra finch), 3476 nucleotides long. Lineage: Eukaryota; Metazoa; Chordata; Aves; Passeriformes; Estrildidae. The record is from RefSeq and is a predicted model, not a curated record.